This is a messenger RNA of Hibiscus syriacus, 2013 nucleotides long. RefSeq names its product transcription repressor OFP5-like. The transcript has a single exon. Gene Ontology annotation, biological process: negative regulation of DNA-templated transcription. Lineage: Eukaryota; Viridiplantae; Streptophyta; Magnoliopsida; Malvales; Malvaceae. The record is from RefSeq and is a predicted model, not a curated record. The coding region runs from base 538 to 1800 and encodes 420 amino acids.
AUGUCAAAAUAUCAGAUUAUUACAAAGCAAAAAAGAAUUACCCAGAUCACAAAAACUUGUCUGCAGCCACAACAAAGCUCUCUAAGCAGCUGUUAGCAAUUGUAGGCAAUAAAUAUGUAACCUCGAGUUGAUGGGUUGUUUUCUCAUAAAUGAACUUGAUUUGUUCCCACAGGUAGGGGACCCCCCAAGAGGUUUUCCAUAGGGUUCCCUACUGAGAAUAAAUUUCUCAUUAAGUAUAAAGCAUAAACACCAUAAAGUGGAAAAAAGGUUAGCAAAGUGGUCACAUGAUUUAGGGUAAGGGCGGGGCUUUCUUUUGAAAAAGAGAACCCCACAAAAACUGGCACUAAAACCAGUAUGAAACUCACGUUCCUAUUUAACAGUCUAACUGUCCCCUAACUGCUUGAACCUUCCAUUAUCAAUGGAAGUUCAGUUUUCUCAUCAGUUUCACCUUCUUUCUGCCUCUUAAACCUUCAGAGAAUCAAAUAGUUGUUGUUCAAAGACACAGGUUCAAGGAAUCUUCUUCAGGUUUUUUUUAACAUGAAGUGGAGAAAAAACAAACCUUCUUCAUCUUCAUCUUUAUCCUUCUCAUCCUCGUUCUCAUCUCGUUUUCCUUCGCUUUCUCGUGUGCUCCCCACCACAUGGCUUUCAUCGUUCAAGCGAAUGAGUAUCGAUUCUGAAGCAAAACCUGUGAAGGAGAAGCAAAAAGAGAUGAAGAAUUCCAAGUCGGUGAGCUCAUCAAAGUUUGCUGGUGAUGGUGAUGCUGAGGCUUUUUGGAGGUUGUCAUUUGGAGAAGAUAGUGCUGAUGGCAAGACUAGUAAAACGGUGUCACGAUCGGAUUGGUACGAUUCAGAUGAUGAGCUCGAUUUUGUACCCUCGAAUUGUCGAACCUGCGGAUCGAAUGCUACAAGGAUAAAGGAAAAAGAGGAAGCUAAGACAUUCAACAGAAUGGCUUGCAAUGCAAUGUUUCGUAGGGAUAUGCAGAUUUUACCUGAUAUCAAUAUAUACAAAGGAGAGAAUUCGACAAUACUCAAGACACCGAGGAGCAGGUUUACAAUGGAGAUAGACUCGAACUCGAAGAAGACAAAUGGAAGAGUAAGAACCAUGGAAGAGAAAAGGUUGAAUAGACAAUACAAAUCAGGUGAAGCACAGCAUAGAUCAGCAAGAUCAGUGGAAAAGAACACCUUGGGAAAGGGUGAUUAUCAGAGAAAACAUCAAUAUCCUUGUACCAUGAAUCUAAGAGCCUCCAAUUUAACAACAAUCAAUGAAGACUACGCCUUUAAAGCUCAUAAAUUGGCGGAGACUGAUGUAUUUUCUCCAGAAGAGGUUAGUUCAGAGGGGAGAAAGUGGAAAGAAAAGAAAAUUGAAAAGCCGAAACAGAGGAAAUCUAUUUACAUGAGCAGAGAAUUACCAAGGAGGAGAAUGAAGCAUAACAACAAGGUCCGGGUUUUCUCUCCAAGAAUAGCUUCCAAAAUGAAAGCUCUUGAAGACAUGAAGAAGGCCAAACUGAAGAUGAAGGCAGAAAAACACAGCACAAUUAGCCAAAGAACAGACUUGGAGAACUUUGCCAUGGUGAAAUGCUCGUUCAAUCCGGAGAAGGAUUUUCGAGACUCGAUGAUGGAGAUGAUCAGGGAGAACAGGAUCAGUCAACCAGAAGAACUAGAGGAACUUUUGGCUUGUUAUCUGACACUGAAUUCUGAUGCAUACCAUGAUCUCAUCAUCAAAGUGUUUCAGCAGGUAUGGUUUGACAUGGGUCAUGCCAAUUCUGAAAUAAACUCACAGAAUGAACGAUGUUCCUUUUGAUCAAUAUCUUUCUCUAGUGAUGAUGACCAAAAUUGUAAAUGGCUUCCUAGUUUCUAAUGUUAUACUUGCAAAAGAUGUUUUUAAUUUGCAUUGAUUUACAGUUUUAGUUUUAAAUUCACAGUUUGAAACCUUGCAUACUUGUAUCCAUAUCUCAAUUGUAAUCAAAGUUCUUGGACAGGUUUUCCUCUACUUUUCUCAUGUUAUAAUGCUUCU